GAAUCCGUUUCCUUCUCUCUCUAGCAAAAAAAAGUAUACCCACUCCUUUCUCUCUCUAGAAAAAACGGAAGUACUUUAUUAGCAGGCAGCCGUGGCCAAGCAUCAAAGCAUUUGCAGACACAGCAUAAACCUGUCCUUUGCAACAAUGGCCACAUCUGCAAAGCCCUGUGACCUGGCAAAAGUAAAAGCACUAUGGUGGCCUUUCUCUCUCUCUCAGCCAUGGCUUGCACGUCUGAUAAAGCUUACACACUUCUCUUCAUUUCCUCAAAGGCUGCCUAAAUCCGUUAUGGCCAUGGCCGAAAGCUGAAAAAAUUAGGUCGAAAGCUUCGAUUCUUUGGUGGUGGCGUAAAAGUUUGGGAACUAGGGGGUCAAAGGCUUUGAAUCUUCUGUUGUGGUAAUGGUUAGAAACUAUAAACAAAUGGAAAAGCAGAUUUUGAUUCGUUUGUGAUGACGGAAAGUUAGAAAAUUGGGUAGAAAAAGCACUGAGCAUGGUGGGAAGUUGAAAUAGAGUGGUGAAAAUUCUGUAAGGAAACGGGAGAGAAGUUUCUGAAUCUUCUGGUUUUCAGUGGAAAGUUCGGUUGCUUUGUUAAUGGUAGAGAGGUAGAAAAUUAUGGAGAAAUGAAGCUAUUGGAAUUGUUCUAAGUUGAAUGAAAAAAGAGAAUAAAGCUCUGAUUUUUCUAGUAAUGGAGAAGAACUUAAGCAAAGGAAGAAAAGCUUCAAUUGCACUGGAUGUUCACUAUUGCUUGCUUUCCAAGAUUCCGGUUUAAUGUUGUUUUGCUGGAGCUUACUGUAUGAGUGAGAAUCUUUUCAACAUUGGUUCUGUCUAUCAUGGCAAAGAUUUCUCAACAGAGGCGGUCCAUAAGGACUGAAAAAGACCAUCCAGGAUGCAUAUGGGGACUGCUGAGUAUCUUUGACACUCGCCACAGCCACUCAAUUAGAAGGUUGAUUGCAGACAGGAGGCAUGGAAGUGCUAGAUAUGCUAUUGGUAAUAGAUAUUCAAAAAGUACACUCAACAUGCUCCCUGGAGUUGAUAAAAAACAGGAAACCAUCGAUUCAGGAGUACCGGUCAAUAAAAAAACAGAAGAAAAUGUGCCAAUGAAGGUGAAUGAAGCGAUCAAAGAAAAUCAUUCAAAGAAGCAGAUUAACAGUGCUCUAGCCUGUGGGCUCAUACCCGAUCCAAGAUUAGGAUCUCAUCUAGAAGUGAACCAUGCUAACCACCAUGAUGGGCUAGAUAAGCAGCUUAUUGAGAAACAAGUUCUUCUUCAGGAGAAGUUGGGAGAAGCAGCAGAGGCCUUUCUUAACCAGAAGUUCAUGGAUGCAACCAAAGAUGGAACAACGCCCCACCCCAAGGAACUUCUUGAUGCCCUAGAGAUAUUAAAUUCAAACAAGGAAUUGUUUUUAAAGCUCCUUCAGGAUCCAGAUUCAGUAUUAGUGAAGCAUAUCCAGGCAUUAAGGAAUGCUCAGACUAAGAAAUCAAAAAGAAAUUCAUCGAAAUCACUUGAAGAAUCCAAGUUAUCAGAGCUUCUCCUUAGUGAAAACGUAGAGCCUGUGGAGCUUCCCAACGAGAGAAAACAUCAGAAGCCUAGUGGGCAUAAAAGUUUUAGGAAGAGAGAGAAAGCCAAGAGUGGAGACCCUUUAAGAGAGAAAUCUGAAGGUCUGCACUCAAUGCCUAAUGGUCCCCAAAUCUCAACCAGAAUAGUAUUGUUGAAACCUAGCCUAGCAACUGCUCACCAAGAUGCAGUUGGAUCAAAUCCAAGUUCUUCACAUAAGACUGAAUGUGAAUUAUUAGGCAAAGGAGCUGGCUUCUCUCUCAAAGAAAUUAAACAAAGGAUUAAGCAUGCAAUAGGUGACAACAAAAAAGGGCCUUGGCUAAGUAUGGAUGGUUUUCUUCAUAGAGCUCCUUAUGGGGCCAAACAUUUAAAACAACUCGAUAGCACGGUCGCAAUGGAUGUUGAAAGGACCACAGAAACAGAUAUAACUAGUGGUAAUUCUGGGGAUAGUGAGAGAAACUCUAAAACUACCACACCUACCAGCAGGAGAGAGAGAGGAGGCAAACUAAAACUAAACCAAGUUCACUUAAAGACUGAUUCUUUACAUUCACUAUACCUCAACGGUCUUGGGACUUCAAGUUUAACUCUUUCUCCAGUUAGUAGAGAAGCCAGAAAGCAUCUCAGAGAAAGAUUGAGUUCAGAGAAUGAAGAGGAUAUGCAGAGCCCCAAACAGGCUCCAAGAACCUUAGGGAGAAUACUUGAUUUGCCUGAGUAUAAUGCAUUGUCACCAAGGUUAAUUGCUAUAAGGGAGAGGAAGCCCUACAAUACUUCUGAUUAUGAAUCAGAAAGUGCACUGCAGCAGGUGCAUUGGAAUAUGGAUCUCUCAGAAGAAAUGUCUAGAGUUUCUAAUUCUGGCAUUGAGAGUUCUACUAUUGUUGAUAAAGUAAGCUCAAAUUGCAUAAGACCUGAUCUUCAAUCAAGCCCAAGGACCCCAAAAGAGCUUGGUAGUGAGAGAAAAGAUGAGGGCAUCCCUUCUGUAGAAGAUUUAUUUCCAUCAGCUGAUAAUGAGAUAAGUGAUCUCGAUCACAUGGAAAGAACAGAAGGCAGUGAUGUGUUGCAUGUUACCGAAGAACCGGAAAGCAUUGGAACCACUUCAGAAAACACAAAGGAGAACCUUCUCACAGAUACAACUGAAAAUUGUGCCCUAGAAAGAGUCUUGGAAGCAAGAGAAUCAAGCUGCAAAUGCUCUCAUUUUGACCUCCAAAAGAAUAAUAUUGAAGAAGUCCCUCUACUGGAAACAACCGUGGUAAAAUCACCAUCGAGCUCCCCAACUCGUUACUUCUCAUCUAGCUAUUCACUAAUCCAUGAAGCUGAGGCCUUGGAGAGCAUAUGUGAAAAGCCAGAGCUACCAAGUCCUAUAUCGGUUCUGGAUCCAUCUUUCCAUGAAGAUGUGCUCAGUCCUGCAAGCUCCCUCAGCCCUCGACAAGUUCGAAUCAUUGAUGAGCGACAAACUCCAUCACGAUUCGCUGAAGAGCUCCAUAUAGAACCACGAAGAAUCCAAUUCAAAGAGCCCAAGAGCUACAGAGACCCGAAAAUUUCCAUUGAGAGAAAUGCAGCCAUAUUUGAGUACGUAAGCGACGUGCUUGAGGCCUCCGGAUUCAGCAAGGGCGGGUUUCAGGAGAGCUGGCAUUCAUCAGACGAGCCAUUGGACUUUUCUCUAUUCAAUGAAGUAGCAUACCCAUCUUGUCAAAUUCAUGAAGAUCAGAGGCACCUCAUAUUUGAUUGCAUCAAUGAGGUUCUUGUGGAGCUUUACAAGAGGUAUUUUGGUUAUUCCUUAUGGUUUUCUCUCUCUAGAAAUAACAUUCGGCCUAUCCCAACCAGUAAGCAUGUAUUGGAAGAGGUAUGGACAGGAAUUAGAUGGCAUUUACAGUCAGAAAUACUACCCAAUACAUUGGACUCUCUCUCUAAAAGAGACUUGGAGAGAAGGGAAGGUUGGAUGGACCUUGGAGUCGAUAUAGAACAACUGAUAAUAGAAAUUGAAGAAGAGAUCUUUGAAGACUUGAUAGAUGAGGCCGUCUUUGGCGACUUGUUGGAAGAAGCUUCUUCUGAUACAUGGUAGAGGAAACACUGGUUUCUGAUUUUGUGGGGUUCUUAGGCUGCUUUGUUGGCGUGUGUACAUUUGGUUCGAGAUUAAGUUUUGUGUUGUAAUUCGGUGUGAAUAGGUCCUUCCCUCUCUCUCUACAAAUUGUAAUUUAGGAGGUAAAUGUGUAUUUGAGGCCAAUGCAUUCCUUGGCAGUGUAAGAUAUCACAGAGGUGUUAUUUUUAGGAGGAAUGUUAUAAUUGUACUCGGGUUAUACAGAAAUAAAAGAUGAGUUACACUGUUUUCGAUA
This is a messenger RNA of Amborella trichopoda, 3880 nucleotides long. RefSeq lists its product as uncharacterized. Lineage: Eukaryota; Viridiplantae; Streptophyta; Magnoliopsida; Amborellales; Amborellaceae. The record is from RefSeq and is a predicted model, not a curated record.